Molecule: messenger RNA, 4133 nt
Organism: Chiloscyllium plagiosum (whitespotted bambooshark)
Lineage: Eukaryota; Metazoa; Chordata; Chondrichthyes; Orectolobiformes; Hemiscylliidae
Source: RefSeq, a predicted model, not a curated record
CGCUAAUGGCGGAGCUGCCCGGCUCGCGCUCGCUCGCUGCAGCCUCGGGCCCGGCCUCGCGCUCUCGCCGUUCCCUCGCUCAGAGCGCUCCCCCGGCCCAGCCACAGCCCAGCCCGGCCCGGCCUGGCCCCGCUCGGCUCUUAGUGCCGCACAUCGCCAACCGGAGCGCAGAAUAACAUUGUUCUCCGAUGGAUGUCUCCGAUAGUCCUGAUCGUGACCCUCAUUCACCUGAGGACCAACUCUCUGAAGAUGACCUAUUGCUUGAGGGUGGACAUGAAAACGAUGAUGAAGAGGACAUAGGCAAACGUUCAGACAAUGAUGGAGAAUGCAUUGAUUCUGAAGAUAACGACCAUUGCAGUGAUGCUGAGAAUCGUAGUAUUGGUGAACUUGACAAUGAGGGGAGCCGGGACAAUGGGGAAACCCAUGAAUCAGAGGUGGAAGAGGAGGAGGAAAAGUUGAGAGAAGAAGGAGAUUACAGCGAAGAAAGUGGAAAUGAGGAGCCAUCGAAAGACUUGGAUGCAGGAUCUGAUCAUGAUAAUGUUGCAAGUCCAAAAAGAACUUGCAAUACUGAACAAACUGAUAAAGCUGUUUCUGAGAAACAGGAUUCCCAAAUUGAUGAGGACACUGCAAAUGAUUCCAAGGAUGAAGCAUCCUCUGUCAUCAGGGACCUGGAUGAACAUGAGCUGGACUACGAUGAGGAGGUCCCAGAAGAACAGCCAGGGGCUGUGACAGAAGACAGUGAAAAACAAAGCACGGAAGAGAAAAGUAGUGACUCUCCAAAGGAAGGUGAAGUGGAGAAAAGUCAACUUGAAGAGAGAAUGUCUGAAAGAGACAGAAAAGAUUCAUUUCGUGAGAGAAAAAAGGAUGAGGAUGACGGUGAGCUUGAUGAAGGAGAAGUUGAGGAUGAUGAUCUUGAGGAAGGUGAAGUGAAAGAUCCCAAUGAGAGAAAAGUCCGACCAAAGCCUAUCUGCAGAUUCUACAUAAAAGGUAACUGCACGUGGGGAAAUAAUUGUCGAUUUAUUCAUCCAGGAAUAAAUGACAAAGGAAAUUAUUCACUGAUAGCCAAACCAGAUCCUUUUUCACCAAAUGGAGGACAUCACCUGGGACCUCAUCCACUAAUGCAGGCCAACCCUUGGGAAACACAUGUUUUGGGUGCUCCAGUGAUUGAUGAAUUGAUGCCACCCAUUCCCUUGGAACCUCCAGCAGAGAGUGCAUGGGAAAGAGGCUUACGACAUGCAAAAGAGAUGCUGAAAAAAGCCACCAUCAGGAAGGAACAAGAACCAGACUUUGAGGAGAAACGGUUCAAUGUCACCAUUGGCGAUGAUGAUUUUGACAAGGAAAAUGAUUUUUAUCGGGACUGGAAUUAUCGUGUUGCAAGAGACAUCAGAGAACCCGGCGACUUGGAGUACAGAGAGGCAAUCAGUUACGGGCCUGACCCCUAUAUAACUCCCUACUACGAACCUGAAGUUGAACGGUACUGGCGUGGAGGGCAAUACGAGAACUUCAGAGUACAAUGGACAGAAGCAGACUAUCAUUACAGAGAAAGGGAGAGGGAAAGAGAACGUGAAAGAGAACGAGAAAGAGAACGAGACAGACACAGGGAACAGCGUGAGAGGGAAAGAGAACGCGAACGUGAACGAGGAAACAGGAUACGAGAGAGAGAACGGGACCGAGAGCGUGAACGUGACAAAGAACGACAGCGGAGAAAAGACGAGUGGGAAAGAGAACGUGCAAAACGAGAAGAAAAAGAUAGAGCACAAAAAGACAGAGAACGUGAGAAGGAGAAACCAAAACAAAGAUCUCCACCUCCAGCAAGCCGGCAAGUAGAGCCACCCAAGAAAGAAGCUGCUCCAACAACUACUGUAAAACGAGCAGAUGAAUGGAAAGACCCCUGGCGCCGAUCCAAAUCUCCCAAAAAGAGACCAGUUUCGACAGCAUCACCAGGCCGUGGGCGCAAGCGACGAAGAACGUCUGGGUCCUCUGUUUCUGUCUCUGGCUCAUCAAGGUCGUCUUCUCGUUCUUCUUCCUAUUCAGGGUCUGGAUCAUCCAGGUCACGUUCAAGGUCGCAUUCAAGAUCAUCCUCUUACAGCUCCUAUUCCAGCCAUUCCUCCAGACACAGUUCUUAUUCUGGCAGCAGAUCAAGGUGGGAUUCAGAAUCCUAUUUUAUCAACAUGAAUCAGCAUAAAUACAAAUGCGUCUGCUCUGUACAGUUUUUAAUUUGCAGUUUCGAAACUCUCAUCAAAAUUCUAUCAUUUUAUGUUCCUUGUUCUCCAAACAGUGAAAAAGCAAUGAAGAAACUUCCAUCUCCACAGCCAACAGGACACACCACAGGGGCAAAGGUUCCAAAGACCACCACAGAGGGCACAAAACCUGCUGAGAACCGAGAUGGAAGAAAGAAAGAACGCCAGCCCCGGACACCACCUCGGAGGCGGACAGCAAGUGGCAGUGGAAGCGACAGUGGCAGCAGUUACAGUGGAUCAAGUUCUCGCUCGCGAUCACAUUCUCGUUCAGCGUCUCGAUCAACAUCAGCAUCUGGUUCUCAAUCUGCAUCCGGGUCCCACAGGUCAAGGUCCCUCAGUGUGAGCAGUGUAUCAUCCGUGUCAAGUGCAUCAUCAAGCAGCAGCUCUGUAAGAAGUGCCGAUUCUGAGAAUAUGUAUGCAGAUUUAGCUAGUCCAGUCUCAUCUGCCAGCUCUCGAUCACAAGUUCCUGCACAGAAGCAGAAGGAAAAAUUGAAACCCAAAAGAGAGGAGGCACCAAGAGACAAGGAGCGAGAGGAGAGGCGGAAACGUGAGGUUCCACCACAACCACAGAAAUCUAGCUCCACACCAAAACCCACUCAGAUCAGCAAACCCCCACAGCUUGUCUACAGUGCACAUAAGGACAUUAAAUUAACUCUGCUAAACAAGCCUGCUGAUAAAGGCACCAGAAAACGGUAUGAACCUUCUGAUAAGGAAAGGCCAUCCUCUCCACCAUCCAAACGGGUCACAGUUUCUCCAGAAAGAGGGCAUCGUGAUCGGAAGGCAUUUGGAAGGCCACCGUCACCAAAAGGUGAUCGUCAGAGUAGCCGAGCUCCAGCAAUGGUUAGGUCAUCUCCUGCCCAAGCAGAGCGAAAACGGCCACCGUCCCCCCAAUCAAAGGUCUCAAGCAAAGUGACAAGUGUGUCUUCAAGUUCCAGCAAGUCACAUGACACAACAGCUUCUACCACUGCUACAUCCUCUGCAAAGUCGAGCAAAUCCAGCACAUUAUCACGCAGGGAGGAGCUACUGAAACAACUGAAAGCUGUAGAGGAUGCCAUUGCCCGCAAACGAGCAAAGAUUCCUGGCAAGGUCCAGUAGCUGUGAACCAAUCAACGUGGGACCGCAGUCUGUUGAUUAGAGACAGCUGUCAGUAUUUUCAAUGAUUAAAUCUGCGAUUUUUUCAGGAAGUAGCCAUGUUGAGGGGCUCCUUGGGUACCUCACUGCCAUCCUCUGAACCUCCUGACAACCCAGCUGGUGAUGGCUGCAAUUUAACUCCAGAUCUGUCGUCAUUUUUUUUUUUAAAAAAUGGAGAGACCGCUGCAGACUGUGAACUCUUACGUAAUUAACACAAACUGAUGCUGCAGUGGUAAUCGGUUGAAACCUACAGUCAAUGACUGGACAUGGACAUGUGAAAUCUGACCCUCAAGAAAGCCACACCUUUUACACAGCUUUAGAAAUUCUUAGUGUGUGUGUGUGUGUGUGUGUGUGUGUGUGUGUGUGUGUGUUGUCUGAAGGAACUCCCAAAUAUACAUAAUGUGUUACCAGAGAGCAGGUGAAUGUGCUGUCAAACGCUGCUUUCUUGUUCUCCCUUCAUUUUUUGGGUAAACUUGUUCUUCUGGCUUCCCAAAUAAAUAUUCUUUCUUUUAGUUUACACUUUUCAGAUUUUUAAUCUUGUGUGCACACCUUAUGGUUGUGUUGGAUGUGUAGGUUGAAGACCGAAAACUCUGAAAAGAUCAUUCUGUUAACACAUAGCUGAGUUAUUGCAGUAAAACUGGUUUUUAUAUAUAUGCUGAUAACAUCUGCAGAAGCUGCAAGUUCAGUAAUUGCAUUGAAUGGGCAGAUAAAUGUUCAGGAUUGACUUUUUUUUACAUGACUUUAAUAAAGGAUUUACUAGUU